Penicillium chermesinum is the source of this 1572-nucleotide messenger RNA. RefSeq lists its product as uncharacterized. The record is from RefSeq and is a predicted model, not a curated record. Gene Ontology annotation, molecular function: transmembrane transporter activity. Gene Ontology annotation, biological process: transmembrane transport. The coding region runs from base 1 to 1572 and encodes 523 amino acids. NCBI's taxonomy places the organism in Eukaryota, Fungi, Ascomycota, Eurotiomycetes, Eurotiales, Aspergillaceae. The transcript is spliced from 5 exons.
AUGGUAGACCGGCAAGAUGACGAGGCCUUCUGGGCCCCUGGAACGGUCGCAUUGGAAGACGUCCACAGAACCAGAGACCAGCUAGUGCUCUUCCCGACUCCUUCCUCUGACCCCAAUGACCCUCUGAACUGGUCAAAGCCACGCAAGUAUCUCAAUUUCGCGCUGGUCAGUUUCUUCGUGCUGUGGACUUUUGUCCAAUUGGACAUAGGCUUCACGGCAUGGGGCCCGAUGCAAACGGAGAUCCCGACACUCACGGUGGGUAUCAUGAAUGCCGGCGCUGCGUUGAACUAUGGCGGACUGGCUAUCGGGUGCUUUUUCAUGGUCCCAUUGGUGCACAAGUACGGCCGUCGCCCGCUGUACAUCUUCAGCUGUGCUCUCCAGUUCGCAUCGUGCAUCUGGCAAGCGGAGGUCGACUCGCGGGGAGACCUCGAGAUCGUCGUUCAGAUCACCAUCGCCGAUAUGUUCUUUGUGCACCAGCACGCGACGAUGAACGGCCUGUUUGUCAUAUUCCAGUCCACCGGCGCGUUCCUGGGCCCUGUGGCAUCGGGAUACAUCGUGAAAUCGCAAGGAUGGCGGUGGAUGUGGUGGUGGUGCGUGAUCUUCUUCGGGGUCACUCUGAUCGCCGUGAUAUUCUUCUUCGAAGAGUCCAAGUAUAUCCCCGUGCUGGAGGGCCAAGGCAUUGCAAGCUCAUCGCAGCUGCUGCCGGAUCCCAAGAAAGAUGUCAAGGACACCAUCCAGGCCGAUGACGACGGGCCUCCCGGCAACGCUCUGGUGAGCGGAGUGGUGAUCAAUUACAAUAUCAAGCCCAAGACAUAUCGCCAGCGGAUGGCGUUGAUCACCAAAACGGACGAGUCGCUGAGACCUCACUUCCUCCAGCCACUCGUCUCUCUCUUCACGUUUCCGGCCGUGGCAUACGCGGCGGUGACCUAUGGCACAACUCUGGCUUGGUUCGCCAUCAUGACCUCUCUCCAGGCAUCCUACAUGCUCGACCCGCCGUACAACUUCGACGAGAUCGGAGUGGGACUUAUGAACGUGGCGCCUUUUGUGGGGGCUGUUCUGGGUUUCCCCUUUGGUGGAACCUUCAGUGACAAGCACAUCCUCUGGCUUUCCAAGAGAAACGGUGGUAUAUAUGAGCCCGAGAUGCGUCUGUGGCUUGCGUUGCCCAUGGUAGUCCUUGGUCCGGGCUCGAUUCUGAUGUUUGGCUUGGGUCUUGCCUAUGGCGUCCAUUGGUCUCUUCUUGCCGUUGGAUUUGGAGUCUUUGGCUUCACCUUAGCGGCGAUCAGCGGCGUCGCGCUGUCCUACCUCAUGGACUGCUACCAAGACAUUAUUGGAAAUGCCCUCGUGGGGGUCAUAUUCAUGCGUAAUAUCAUAUCCUUGAUUGUGCUAUUCGUGCUCACCCCGUGGGUUAACGGGAUGGGUAUGCAGAACCUCCAUAUCCUAUGCGCCGUGGUCGCAUUUGUCAUCUACAUGCUACCUGUCCCUCUUCUGAUAUGGGGCAAAGAUGCACGAGUGGCAACCGCGAAAAGCUACAGGAAAAUGGCGGAGAAGCAAAUCGCCCAUCGUGCUGUAUAG